Podarcis lilfordi (Lilford's wall lizard) is the source of this 3404-nucleotide messenger RNA. The record is from the annotation of a GenBank genome assembly. NCBI's taxonomy places the organism in Eukaryota, Metazoa, Chordata, Lepidosauria, Squamata, Lacertidae.
UGUGGUCUCUGACAGAUUACACCUGGACACACACUGGAGGGUUAAUCUAACUAUGAGAUGGAAAUAUCCAACUAGCUUUAUGUACAUUACAAUCCCCAAUAAUACAUUCAGGUUAAAAAGAUCACUAUUUUAAACCCUGAUUCUCAGAAAUCUAAUGGCAGGAGACAUUUAUUUAUUUAUGUAAUCUUGAUCAAAGACAAUACAAAAUGGCUACCAUAGGCAGCAAAAAAAAAAAGACAAAUGGUACUUUCUACCAGUGAGUACCAUUACAAAACAAGCACUGGUCAUGCAGAUCUGGCAAACCUUUUCUCAGAUAAUCCAUUCUACCACAAAACACUAUCCUGAAAUCCCCACUUCUCUGUAUCCCUCUUUUAUCCUGUAAUUCUCUCCCAUUAUAUUUCCCAUCUUUUCCCCAGCUUUAUUUUCCAUUAACAACCUACCUUUUUUCACAAUUAACAUCCAAUAAGUAAUGUUAGUUUUCUAAGUAUCCAUGCACCUCCUCCUUAGGAGAUCAUGGUGCCAUUUAGUUUAUGCUGAGUGACAUAUAGCCACUAGGACCGUGCUGUCUGUCUGUUAGCCAAUAACAUACAACCACUGUCUACUUUAUUUACAUCAAACUCAAACCUUUAGCAGUUAGAAGUUAAGGCUUAACAUAUUUUGGGGAAUCCCAUGUUGUCUUAUUUCUCCCAAAGGUGUUAGGAAGAAAUGAAUGAGUGAACAACCAGCCUCUGGUUAUUUAAAUAUGGAAGACAAAUGUAUUUUUACAUCUGUUACUUUUAACCUCAAGCAAACUCUUCUACAUUGUGGUUAAAUCUUACUAUUAAAGAGAGUCUAAUCCUUAGGGCAACAUAACCAGUGGCCAUCCUCUUUUAUGUAUUUAAAACCUGCUUCCAUGGUGCUAGGCAUGUUUUGGCCCACUGAGGCCUUGUAGCUUUCAGCAAAGCCACGUGUGGAGUAGGCUAGAGUGUAUGCAGUGCACUGUCUGCACCCACUGGGAGGGCCGAUCUUUCCUUUGGAGGCCGAGUCUCUAUGGUUAGAAGAACCCUGGGAUUCGUGGCAGUUGGGAAAGUAGCCAUUAAUCUGCUCCUGGCCCUUCUCCCUUGCGCUGAAUAUGGCUUGUCCUUCUGCAGACCAGGGAAAAUGCAGUUCCUGGAAGGAGGAGACUAGCAGCACCAAGUUCACCACCUCCCAGAACAUACCUUGGCUGUGGAGUGCAGUUGCCUAUACUUCCUGGAGAACGGGUAUCGACAGCAAAUCCAUCAGCAACCUGGAGGAAAUGGGAAUGGAGGGCUCUAGGUCUUGCAUAUACCCCCACCCCAAGCUCUGGUCUCGACUCUGGACAGUUGCUUGCCCCACUUCCUGGAGUUCUCGGGGAAACAGCAGCGGCAGCCCUGCACCCCCACUUUUGUGCAAGGCCUCAGGCGGCUACAGGGCCAUGGAUGCAGUGGCCUCCCUGAACAGCAGUCCACUCUCUCUGUGCAAACAUCGGCGCUGCCUGUCAGCAGCAGCUGCAACCAAAAAAGCGGCCCCUCCUCCACCUCCACCAGAGGAAGAGUAUAGCUGUGAGUAUGGGUCAACGACUUACCUCAUACUGUGCUCCCUGGGUGGCGUGGUGAGUUGUGGCGCAACCCACACAGCAGUAUGCCCGCUGGACGUGGUGAAGUGCCGCAUGCAAGUGGAACCUACGCGCUAUCGGGGACUUUUUCAGGGGCUUAGUCUCACUGUGCAAGAGGAGGGAAUGCGUGGUCUGGUCAAGGGGUGGGCUCCAACAGCCAUAGGCUACUCCAUGCAAGGACUUGCUAAGUUUGGCCUCUACGAGUACUUCAAGAUAUAUUACUCUGAUUUGUUGGGUCCCGAACAAGCUUAUCUGUGGCGUACCAGCGUUUACCUCGCUGCUUCAGCCAGUGCUGAGUUCUUUGCUGACAUUGCUUUGUCCCCAAUGGAAGCUGCCAAGGUACGAAUUCAGACCCAGCAUGGCUUUGCCAACACACUGCGGGAGGCAGCUCCCAAGAUGUACAUUGAAGAAGGGCUGUGGGCUUUCUACAAGGGGGUGGCUCCACUCUGGAUGCGGCAGAUCCCUUACACCAUGAUGAAGUUUUCCUGCUUUGAAAGAACUGUAGAGGCUCUCUACAAAUACGUCAUGCCCAAACCACGGGAUCAGUGCACCAAAAUGGAACAACUUGGAGUCACAUUUGUUGGUGGAUAUAUUGCUGGAGUCUUUUGUGCUAUAGUCUCACACCCAGCUGAUUCUGUGAUAUCUGUGCUCAAUAAAGAAAAGGGCAGCACUGCUGUAGGCGUCCUCAAGAAAUUGGGCAUGAAAGGCAUCUGGAAAGGGCUAUUUACCCGCAUCUUAAUGAUUGGCACCCUCACUGCCCUGCAGUGGUUCAUCUAUGACUCAGUUAAGGUUUAUCUCAAGCUACCCCGGCCCCCACCACCUGAGAUGCCUGCCUCUUUGAAAAAGAAACUCUCUGAAAAAUAGAUCCACACUGUGAGGCUAUACUGCUAUGUUUCAAGGGUGUCAUAUGUCUUCGUUCUAUAGGAAUUUCUACUCUACUAAUAUGUGGUUAUGAGUAGACUGUAGAAAUCCAUCACACACUUAUUCUGAAUCUAAAACUAAGCUGCACAGUGCUUCAACAACGUAUUAAGUAAGCUACUUAAAAUAACUACUUACUGCAUGCAACACAUGAUUUUGCAUAAUAUUUUCCCAUAUUUUAUUUUGCUAUUAAUUGCGUUCAAAAUUACAUAUUGCAUAAUUUGGUAUAUAGUUUUUAUAGGCUGUUAAAUAUUUUAAGGUUAACAUAACCAGCUAAUAGCAACUGCUAGAUGAGCUGAUUGUUUUAAUACUGUUGUCAUGCUCUGAAGAUUAUUGUCAUUUGUCAAGUUGUUAGUAUUCACUAUCAGAUGGCACCCUGAUUAUAAUGUAGCACAUUGUAGAUCCCCAUGUACAUGUUGUUUGAGACAGCAUCAAACAUACAUACUUUAAAAAGUAGUACUCAAAAAGUUAGUGAGGUUGUUUUAGAGAAUACUUUUGAAGAUCAUAGAUUUUGGUGAGAGAGCCUGUUUAUGCAUGCAGAAGGGCAGGGCAUUUUAUUUGAUAGGCCUUGCCCUAUGCCUCACCACAAACCUCAUUGAGAGUAUCCUGGGCUUAAAAAAUGAUGAGCAUCACACAUGUUGGUAGUAUUAUAUUGAUUCAGAUACCACAGUAUGGAAAGGAAGUCCUCUAUGCUUGGGACGACUUGGCUGAAAGUUGAAUUUAUAUGUUCCUUUAAUCCGUAUGUUGCACUUUCCCUAAUAUGUAUAGUUCAUUGUCCUGCAAUUUCAUGUGGACACUUAGUGUUCACAUACUAAAUAAAGUUAUUGUAGUUAUUGAGAAAAUAAAAGGCCUUCUUUGGGACAGUGUUUGC